CUAUCAAAGAAAAAGAGAAAUUCCCAAAUACUGGGGCUAAUGUGAAUAAUUAAUUCAGAAAUGAUAAAAUAUGAAUAGCAAAACCGAAAAAUUUAAUAGUAAUAAAGUAUAAAAAAAUAAGGGGACAUGUUUGACAGUGCACAAUAUUGAUGAUAUUAUAUUGUCCCUUAUGCCUUUGUCCUUAUUGUUUACUGUUCAUUAUUGAUAGCAAAAUUUCUCAACUUUCUCUUAUUUUUUUUUAUUACAACCCACUCACAAUUUUUGGAGUAAUUUAUUUGUAUAAAUUCUCACUCCCUCACUACCCCCACACUAUUAGGCAUUAGCUCACCUCCCCCUAGCACAAGGAACCAUCCCAUUUCUGAUUCUCUUUAAGGCUGCUGUUAUUACCCUGCCAUUCUUUUUUCUCUGAUUUUCUUUGUCUUCAUUUCUUCACCAAAAUUAUCAUUUUUGUGGGGAUUAUAAUUAAGCAAAAAUAGAAAAAAGAAAAAAGUACAAAAAUGUAUGCAGAUAAUGGCCUAUUCUAUUCAUAUUUCCAGAAUUUUUCUCAAGAAGUUCAUCCAUUAGAGCUAGAGGAGCUUUGUUCUUACUCUCAGGAACCCACUUCAUCCUUGGACAGCAUCAUCACCACCUCUACCAUCUCGGACUAUGACUUGGGAGGUGAAGGGGAUCUCUUCAAAGCACCAGAGCCCAUUAUCGAAGAACCCAUUGGGAGUGUCAUCGAUCCCUUGCAAGCCGCAAUUUCGAUGAUGUCGUGUGUAGAUAACGUCAUACCAACUUCGGGCCUCAAAGUUGGUGACAUGGAAUUACUGCAAAAUGAGCACCUCUUAUGCGACGUUUUUGACGGAUGCCAGCAUGAAUUGUUAGAGAAAACAUCUGUCGGGACAGCUUUCUCUGAUGCUGUAGACAUCAAAUUUCCUCUCAUGGUGACGAGUGAGCUUCAGACAGAAGAAAACAAACCAUUUCCUGAUUUUCCGAUUUCAAAAAGUGAUAGCUCGGGCUCCUUAAGCGCGAUGGAAUGGGUAAGUAGUGCCACAGUGAGGCCGAAUUUCUUAGAUUUUCCUGAAAUGGAUUUUGGAGCUGCUUAUGGGAUGAGGAGGGCGUUCAGUGAAGGAGACAUCAAGACUCUCGUUAAUGGUAAUAGAAGCCUGAUCCAUUCUCCUCUCCAGCAGCCACCACUGAUUGGCAAUUGCCCUUCUGAAGAACGCAUGCAGCAGCUUUCCAGAUACAGAAUCAAGAAAUCAAGGAGGAACUUUGGACGGAAAAUCAAGUAUGCAUGCAGGAAGGCACUAGCCGACAGUCAGCCAAGGAUCCGUGGAAGAUUUGCAAAGACCGAAGACGCUGAUAGUUGCAAGAAGCAAUAAGUAAAUCUAUAACCGAUCCUACAAGCAAAACGACGAAGAGCAUAGAUAAACUUUUGGAAGUAGUGUGUCGUACAUGACGCCCUCAUAUAUCAGGUUUUCCUGAAUAUAUACUGUAGCCUAAUUAGUGUGAUGUGGCUGCUAAUCUCUAAAGAUAAAAGAAAUAAUAGGUAAUCUCUUAUUUGUUUGUAAUGAAUUCCUUUCUAGGUUUAGUAUAAUUAGUUGCUCUUCAUAGAACUGUACAUAGAGUGAAAUAAGGUUUACGAUGCUACUACCGUGGUACUGUCAACAUGUACGCAAUGAAAUAAAACGUGUGGGCCGGUUCUUUUUCAUUGAUGUUGCGUGUUGGUUGGUUCUAUUCAAGCAAGCAGUUGACGCCCGAAAGGCUGAAACGUAUAUUUGUGAUUAUGUGAUCAUUUGCUCACCAUGUUGACAUGUAUUGGAAUGGUUUAUCCCACAUCAAUAAAUUAAAGAUAGUGUGCACGCUUUAUAAGUCGU
Molecule: messenger RNA, 1856 nt
Organism: Amaranthus tricolor (Joseph's coat)
Lineage: Eukaryota; Viridiplantae; Streptophyta; Magnoliopsida; Caryophyllales; Amaranthaceae
Exons: 4
Coding region: 498-1361 (287 amino acids)
Biological process (GO): regulation of flower development
Cellular component (GO): nucleus
Molecular function (GO): protein binding
Source: RefSeq, a predicted model, not a curated record